Molecule: messenger RNA, 955 nt
Organism: Platichthys flesus (European flounder)
Lineage: Eukaryota; Metazoa; Chordata; Actinopteri; Pleuronectiformes; Pleuronectidae
Product: dual specificity protein phosphatase 14
Exons: 2
Coding region: 128-784 (218 amino acids)
Biological process (GO): protein dephosphorylation
Cellular component (GO): cytoplasm
Molecular function (GO): MAP kinase tyrosine/serine/threonine phosphatase activity
Source: RefSeq, a predicted model, not a curated record
AUACCGCCCCCUGCUGGCUGAUCAGUCACAUGUUUAACUCACGAGUCCCACGUGUUGUUUACUUUCACAAUUCUCUGUGUAGAAGCCGGCGGGGGGGCCCUCGUUCUGUCUGACAGGGGGAGGUGUCAUGGCGGUGUCUCAGGUGAGUCCAGGUGUGUUCCUCAGUGAUCUGGACUCAGCUCUGAGCGUCAGUGUGUUGAGCAGCAGGAACAUCACGCUCAUCGUCAACGCCAGUGGACUGGAGGGGGUGUCCUACCCUCAGCUGGACCUGCAGCUGCUUCACGUCCCCGUCCAGGACCAACCUCAUGCCCCCCUGAGCCACUACUUUGAAUCUGUGGCUGAACGGAUCCGUCAAAACCACUCAGGGGCCACGCUGGUCCACUGCACCGCCGGCCGGAGUCGAUCCCCCGCCCUGAUCAUGGCCUACUGUUGCAGGUGUGAGGGUCUUAGCCUCCGUCGGGCGUAUGAGCAGGUUCUGCAUCAGAGACCCUUCAUCAGACCCAACGCUGGAUUCUGGCGUCAGCUGAUGGACUAUGAGCGGACUCUGUUCGGCAGGAACUCGGUGCGGAUGACGCGGACGUCCUGUGGCGUCCUGCCUGAGGCCCUGCAGGACUCUGAGGACUCUGAGGCCCUGCAGGACUCUGAGGCUCUCCAGGACUCUGAGGCCUCUGAGGCCCUGCAGGACUCUGAGGCUCUCCAGGACUCUGAGGACUCUGAGGCCCUGCAGGACUCUGAGGCUCUCCAGGACUCUGAGGCCAGAGCGGCGUACUGUGUUAACGUCUGAGGCAACGGAUCCAGAUUCCCCUGAAGGUCCAGAACUUGACACGUCACAGAAAAACAACAAAAGCUGAACGAAUGUAAAGAAAAUUAAAACAUGAAUCAGUUGAUUUGAUGAAAAGUAAACGUGACUCUGGAUAUUUUCUAACUAUAUAAACAAAUCAGCUCUGACAACAAA